This is a messenger RNA of Paramecium sonneborni, 3284 nucleotides long. The record is from the annotation of a GenBank genome assembly. Lineage: Eukaryota; Ciliophora; Oligohymenophorea; Peniculida; Parameciidae.
AUGAUCAAGAAAAAACCUUAAAUCCCUUAAAUUAAGGACUCCGAAAUAAUUGAUCGAAAUCAAUCCAAAAAAUAAAUAAGAACUAUUCCAUAUUAACAUAGUCAAUCAAUUUAGGAAGAGGAAGAACAUUCUUCUUUAUCAUAAGUAAAUAUUUAUGGACACUCCAAACCUACUUUUCUAAUGACCUUUCCUUAAUAACCAAGAGAUUUUUAAGCCAGUGAAGACUUAAGAGCUCCUACGAUUAUAACUAAUAUGAUUUCCAAUAAGAGUCAAGAAUAACUUGCAAUAAAACCAGAUUUUAGAAAAUAACAUUAACUUAAUAAUUUAGAUGAAAGUUCUUAAUUUUCUUCACAAUUUAAUUCAGUAUUUUUUAAUCUUAACUUAUUUUAGAUGCGCUCAAUUUUAGAAAAUAAAAAAUCUAUGUAAAUCAAUUAGGAUAGGGUAAAAUUAUUGGUUAAUUACAUGAAAGUUAAAUUUUUGAAUUUAAUACAUUAUUCUAAAUAUAAUGAUCCUAUCCUUACUCAAGAAUUCAAAGAACGUAAAAAUGAUUUUUUAUAAUCUAUUUUAGUUUCACCACUUAAGUACCACUAUUUUACUAUGUAUAUAUUUCUAUCCACUGUUUUAUCAAAUACACUUUCAUGUAUAUUUAUCCCAAUUAGUUAAUUUUUUGAUGUUUCAUCAAUUACUUAAAUCAUUUCAUAAAUGACGUUUGGAUUUGCAUUACUAACAACUUGUUAAGAUCUAUUUUUUUAAAGAGGUCCUUAUAAAAUGUAAAGGGGAGUUAUAAAAGUUAAUUAUUAGGAUAAAUCAAAAAAAGUUAUUGAUUCAUUAAGACUAAGUCUUUUAACUAUAAAUUCUCUUUUUGAAAUAGAUGAAAGAGUUAAAUUAGUAACAGUUUUAUUUAUGAUGUUAUUCUAAUUUAUUAGAUAAAUAGAAAACUUUGAAAAUAUCUAUAAAUCCACUCAUCAUUUAAUUUUUGUUUUUUAACUGUGGAUUUCUAUAAUAAUUUCAUUUGCUUGCAUUUAUUAAGGUAUAUUCAUAAAAUAAUAAGAGUUUCCCAUUGCGAAGAAGAUCCUAGUCUCUAUUUUUGUAUUACUUUUGUUAUUUCCCUAUUGACUCAUUGUUCUAAUGUUUGUAAAAUAAUAAAUAUAAGCAUUAUAGCAAUUGAAAUUACUUAUGAGAAUUCAUUAUUGAUUUCCUUUUAUAUGAUUGUCUCAUAUCUUUGUUUAGCAUAUACAACUAUGAUGAUAUAUAUUUGGAUGAAACCAGAAUUAGAAAUAGAAGAGGAGAAAUAAAAGUUAUUAAAAGGAUUUGUUGAAAGAUUUAGAGAGAAAUGUGAAAAUGAUGGACUUUUAAGAAGAUGUUACUCUUAUUUGGAAUUUAGAAUUGAUGUAAAUAAAAUUGGAGUAUAUUUUAGGAAGACUUAAACAAAGCUAAAGAUUAAUUGACUAAAAAGUUGAGUCCUGAAUUAGAAGAUGAGAUUGAUUUAUCUUUAAGAUCAACAAUGAUUGAUAAGAUUGAAUUGAUGAAUAGGUUUUCUCCUUAAUUCAAAUAAUAAUUACUUUAUGAAAUUGAAUAAGUGACAUUUAAUCCAGAAGACAAUAUAAUAAUUGUACUUAUCAUCAGUAUUUUAAGGAACAUCAAAUUGAAGAUUUAGGAUUAUUUUAUAUAUUAAAAGGAUAAGUAAAGGUGUAAUUUUAAGGUUCAUCCUUUGGUACUAAUAAAAGAGCAGUAACAACUUUAUGUGAAGGAUAAACUUUUGGAUAAUAUUCAUUUAUUACAGGCAUUCCUUCAAAUAUAAGUAUAUUCAGUUCUGGUGUUACAACAUUAAUGAAAAUUAAGAGAUCUGAUUUUACUUUAAUUAUAUCGAAUUAUCCUAGAGACAAUGAAAUAUUUUGUACAAUGAAAGAUAAUGCAUUUUAUAAUUCAAAGUUAUUUGAAUGUUAUUACUGUAAAAUCAGAGGACAUUACAUAGUAGAAUGUAGACAUUUAUAAUAUUUUCCUUAAAGAAUAAAUGCAAUUGAAAAACAUUUAUAUACAGAAAAAUAACAAAGAAAAAAAUUUUCAAGAAAAUUAAAAAAAUAUUUUGCUUGGCAAGAUAUGAAUUUGAAUUAAGAUAAAGCUAGAUAAUAUGCUAAUAAAUAAAGUUAAGAAUAAGUCUCUGAUGAUUUACCAGAACCUUCUCAAUUGCCUUAUUCUGAAAGUAAGUUUUUUAAAUAAAUUAGAUUAAACACAUUAAUCAGUUAGUUUUGUAAGUAAUUCUUUAGCAUAGAAAAAUUAUAGCCCUGAUUAAUAUCAAUCAGCUAGUAAUGUAAAUGUUGAAAGUUUAGAUUAAUUCAAUAUUGAAUAAGAAUAUUAAGAUGAAUAAACUAUACCAUUAUAAGAACCAUAAAUUAAAAGCAUUAGAAAGAACUCUAAUAAAACUACUUUGAAAACAGCAGGAUUUCCAAUCAACUUUGACCCUAAUAAUCUAACAAAUUUUGGGAAUAAUUUAUCACAAAUAGAAAAAGGUGAAAGAGAUAUUUUGAGUUAAUUGUAAGAGGCUUAAAUGACUAAAGAUAAAACUAUACUUUAUCCAGCAAGUCGUAACAAUACUUAAAAUAAGUUAACAUUUUAAUAUUAUUAAGAUGCAUCUUAAGGAAUUUUAUUAAAAGAAGAUCAAAUUAAGACUGACUCUUAUUAAUUAUAAUAAUAAUAAUUAUAAUAAUAGUAACAAUAACUAUCUCAUAAUACUCUUAAACAGUCAAUAAGAUAACCUUCAAAUAGAUCAUAUACAUAUUCUAAUUCAUUAUCAAAAGAUAUAUCUAAUAAUCCUUCAUCUAAUUCUAGAUAAAAUAAAUCUUAAAAAUUAUCAAUUUUAUCUAGUUAAAAUAGAUAUAUUGAGUAAACAGGUAUUAAAAAAAUGAAUAGUUCUAAAUCACUAAGUGAAUAAAAUAGAAUAAACAAUAAUAAAAGUUAAAAAUCAUGUACUAAACAGAGUACUCCAAAUUAAAUGUCCUAGUUUUAAGCCUUAACAACUCCAGAGGUAGUAUUAAUUUUUAAAAUAGAAUCAAGGGUACUUUAUAAAUGAUGAGUUAUUCAAUAAAUUCGAAAAAAUGCAGGAAUAUUAAAUUUACUAUCCUCACAAUAAUUAUAAUUAAGUUAUUAAUCGCUACGUCAAAUUUUUAAAUUCAACCAGAAAAAACAAUUUUAAAAGGAAAAAGUUAAAUAAUAGUACUCCUUAUUCGAUAAAAUGCUUUGUUGCAUCUAAAAUUAAAAGAGUAAAAAAGCUAUUAUAAAACUGA